Exophiala bonariae is the source of this 1017-nucleotide messenger RNA. RefSeq lists its product as uncharacterized. Bases 1 to 1017 code for a protein of 338 amino acids. Gene Ontology annotation, molecular function: oxidoreductase activity, acting on the CH-OH group of donors, NAD or NADP as acceptor. Lineage: Eukaryota; Fungi; Ascomycota; Eurotiomycetes; Chaetothyriales; Herpotrichiellaceae. The transcript has a single exon. The record is from RefSeq and is a predicted model, not a curated record.
AUGGCUGGUGAACUUAUACUCCUUACCGGAGGCUCAGGACAUCUCGGUUACCGCACGCUCGUUGAAGCCUUAUCAAAAGGCUACAAAGUCCGCGCUGCUGUUCGAUCAGAUGCGAAAGUUGCCGAAAUCAAAGCAGCUAAAUCCACUCAACCCUAUAUUGACCAGCUGUCGUUCAUUCUGGUCCCAGAUAUAACCCAGGAGGGUGCCUUCGAUCAGGCCGUUCAAGGCGUUGACUAUAUCGUACAUCUUGCAUCCCCGCUCGGAAUACCGUCCGACGACGAUGAGGCGAAUAUCAUUCAACCGGCUAUUCGUGGAACCUUAAGCAUACUUCGAUCGGCCAUGAAAGAGAGCAAAAUACGACGUGUCGUUAUCACCUCGUCUAUUGCGGCUGUUGCACCUGCCACGAACGGAAGCACCAAACCAACGCAACCGUACACAGCAGACAAUGUCCUACCAGAUCCACAAGGUCCAUAUCCAAAUCCGUUCGCAGCAUAUGCCGCUAGCAAAGUGCUCGCCCACAACAGGGCUCGGGAUUUUAUCGCAAAGGAGAAACCAAACUUCACAGUGAUCAACAUUAUGCCCACCUUUGUGAUUGGCAAGAACGAACUGGCAACAACGCCGCAGGCUGUCGUCUCGGGCUCCAAUCGAAUUGCACUUGCGGCUCUCCUCGGAUCGAAACAACCUCAAGGUCCACCAGGUGCCGCAUGCCAUGUCGAUGAUGUUGCUUUCGUUCAUAUUGCUGCACUGGACCCGAAGAUCGAAGGCAAUCAAAACUUUGGACUCAACUACAAUGGAGCCAAGGGCAUCGUUUGGGACGAUGCAAUUGACAUUGUCAAGAGACAUUUUCCAAAGGAAGUCGAGAGUGGCAUAUUUCCGCUCGAUGGCUCGUCACCAUCGGUGCCCGCGGCGUUUGAUGCAAGCAGGACAGAAGAGGUAUUCAAUUUCAAGCAAAAGAACUUCGAAGAUAUGAUCGUAAGCCUUGCUGGGCACUACGCUGCGGUUUCUGCAAAGCUAUAA